UAACUAACCUCACUCAACAACAACAACAACAAACAACAAAGAAAGAGGCAAUCCGAGCAUCAUACGAUCGCGAUGUGAAUGCAAUUACAUCACCUUCCCGCCAUAACCGAGUUGCAAUUAAACCGAACUCUAAUUACCGGAAGUGCUGACCCGUUCACCAUCAGCAUGCUGAUGCAGAACGACAUCAAUCACGCCCUGCACGCCUACCAGCUCCAGCUGGCCGCCUCCAAGGAGCCCCCCGAAGAGCGCCGCGACGCCGAUGACGACGUCGACGUGCCCGACGCCGCCCUGCUACCCGCUCGGGCGCCAGCCGACGCCAAGGGCGCCGUGCCCAGCAUCGAGACGCUCAACAGCGAGAUGCCCAAGAAGGAGCUGCAGAAGGACAGGGGCCGCAAGGCGUUCAAGAUCUUCUUGAACCGGCUGCGAUUGAAGCGCUACGGAUGCGCUACCAUCACCAAGCCGGAUCCCACGUUUAAGGUGGCUUAUUUGGGCAACGUCGUCACCGGAUGGGCCAAGGGCGAAGGUUGCUUCGAAAAACCGCUGACGACCCUCUGGCGCAACUACACGCAAUCGUCGAGGCCGGACGUGCGCAUGCAGCUGACGGUGAGCGGGGGCGGACUGCGCGCCACCACCAAGGACCACGGCCUCACCGAGUACUGGGCCAACAGGCUGACGGCGUGCGCGGCGCCCUCGCAGUUCCCGCGCCUCUUCUGCUGGGUGUACCGGCACGAGGGCAAGCGGCUGCGGCACGAGCUGCGCUGCCACGCCGUCCUCUGUCCCUCGUCGACCGUCGCCAAGCAGCUGGAGGACGAGCUGAAGCAGAGCCUGGCGCUGGCGCUGCUCGAGUUCAAGCGCGAGAAGCUCAGCAAGCAGAACGCCCGCCUGUCGCUGGUCAAUUCGGUGUACGAGAACCCGUCGUUGCCGCGGCGGAAGAUCAUGCUGAGCACCGGCUCGCACAACUACCGGCCGCCGCUCGAGCGGUCCAAAUCGGCGCCGAAGCUGAUGAGCAUCGAGGAGAUCCUGGAGGAGCCGGAGGAGGAGGGCGAGCGGGAGUCUAAAGAGAGCAUUCGGAAACUCUUGAAGCAUUGUGAUAGCACCGGGGCGUUGUUAGACAGAAGGAAACUGAACUUGGUGAAUAAAUUCAAAAGUAACGUACCUGCUAAGUCGUCUUCGUUACGCGAGGAGCCUCUGAAAGAAGAAGACGACGAUCAUAUACUAGACGAAAAAAGCGAAACUCUAUUGAACGAACUAGUGGAAAACUCCUUCAAAAACGACUUAUUGGAAUCCUGCGAGAAGGCUUGGUACACGGCUCUCAGCCAGAAACCCGACCUGAUACCAUUAGAAUGCGACGAAGGCUCGUUAUCCAGCGGCUGCGAAUCGGCCAGCACGGUCACCUCGGAUAACGAGCACGCCGACCCGACCCAAUCUCCCGCCGUCGGCGAGCUGGACAACAUCGAGGAGGAAAAGAAGACUGAACUAGACUUUAAGGUCGGCGGGGCGGUGCUGUCGCGAGUGCGCAGCUUCGAGAGGCUCUCCAAUCCCGACAUACUCAAGUACUGCGGCAUCAACGGCAAGAAGCAGCUGCCGGACCACGACGAGGUGUCGCUGAUACCGGUGGGCGAGAGCCACCAGGCCGAUUUCAGCUCGCUGAAGGUGUUCAAGAAGCGGGCGCUCAGCGAGCCCGGCUCGAGGCACUCGCUCGAGAGCGCGGGCUCCGACGACGAGAACGACAGCGCUUGCAGCGACGAAAGCGGCUACGAGGAGGAGGAAUUGGCGAGUUCCGUGGGAAAUAUCAUUCUGGUAUAAAUAGCUGAAGCGAUUUUGGUGUUUGGUUUCGUUAGGCACCGUUGAUAUUAUUCAAAAAACAAGACCCUUUUUUUUACUAACCGUGGUGCUGUAAUAUUGAAUGUUAUAAAGUCUCUACUUUAACUGUGAUAGAUAAUAAGUUAUUCGUUGUUUUUGUUUAGAUCUUUAGUAUCGGACAUUUUAAUUUAAUGGUACACGCAUAUUAUUAACUAGUACACGAUGUUGUUUGUGCUAUACACUCGGUGCAAUUCGUAAUACGUAUAACAUGUAGUCAAUUUGAUAACAUAACUCAGGAAUCGACUCAAUUUAAAUUCUUAAAUCAAUUGCGUACGUUUGCUUCUGCUCACACUUCAAUUUGUGUUACCUCUCUGUAUGAAUUUCGAAUUUAUAAUUCGAGAAGUUGAAGAGAAAAAAACGUUGCUUAGGCAAUCGGUUAUUUGAAGGAAUUUUAAUUUGGCCGGAUUAUGUGAAUAUAUUAAAAAAUUUACAAAAUAUUUGGCCUCUUCUGAAGUUGCUAAUUUUUUUUUAAACGUAACUGGUAAUUGGAAAUUAAAAAUUCAAUUGGCAAUAAAAAAUAGCUGGUUUAUCGAUUUAAAACGUUUUCUGUUUACUGAUUUGUUAAACGGAUUAUUAAUUAUGUAAACAAAAAUUUUAUUGUUAAAUAAUUUUGUUAUUAUAUUUACCAAUCAAUGACGUUAUUGGGAUAUUGUAUAUUUUGUAUGUAGAUUUAACAUUCUAGUUUAAUGUAUUUUUUUUAAUAGCAAAUAAACUAUUCGAUUUAUUCACAUCGUGAUUUUUGCGUUUUAUUUUAAUAAAUUUUAGUCCACUCGCUUGCAUUUCUAUGUUACAAGUGUUUGAUGAGAAAGAUAAUUUAGUAUAUAAAUAGUAAUCUGGCCUAAAAUUCAAAUUUUCCUGUUCAAUUUACGAAUUAUGUAAG
This is a messenger RNA of Phyllotreta striolata, 2743 nucleotides long. Lineage: Eukaryota; Metazoa; Arthropoda; Insecta; Coleoptera; Chrysomelidae. The record is from the annotation of a GenBank genome assembly.